This is a messenger RNA of Theobroma cacao (cacao), 1439 nucleotides long. Its product is annotated as putative 3-hydroxyisobutyrate dehydrogenase-like 3, mitochondrial. Lineage: Eukaryota; Viridiplantae; Streptophyta; Magnoliopsida; Malvales; Malvaceae. Gene Ontology annotation, molecular function: oxidoreductase activity; NADP binding; NAD binding. The record is from RefSeq and is a predicted model, not a curated record.
CUAGUAUUUCAUUGGUGAUGUUAUCCAAUAUUCAAUGGUUCAGAUUUUCUGUGUCACGCAAGGUGAAUAAAGAACUCCUACUAGUAAUAUAUCCAUUCCUCUUUUUCCUGGUGCGCAGAAUCCCGAGACAGGCUGUCAUGUUUCCGAAAGUGUUUCUUCUCAGAUCUCAACUCAGUUCCUACUGUUGACCACCGGAAACUUGAUCUACAUCCAAAGCCUUCAAACUCCUAACAGUUAACAGUUGCUUGUACUUCAGCAAUCUUCAUGGAAACUCCUUAUAGACAACCAAUCUCUCCAACCCAGACACGCCUUGGUUGGAUUGGAACUGGCAUCAUGGGCGCUCCCAUGGCCUCUCGGCUUAUCUCUGCGGGCUACUCUGUGAUCAUCUACACUCGCACUCAAUCGAAAGCCCUUUCACUCCAAUCCCUAGGUGCCCGUAUUGUCAAUUCUCCCCGAGAAGUUGCUCAACAUUCGGACGUUGUUUUCACCAUGGUUGGUAACUCCAAAGAUGUUCGAUCAGUUGUCCUUGAGUCCAAUGGCAUUCUGUCAGGUUUAAAUCCUGGAGGUGUCAUUGUUGACAUGACAAGCAGCCAUCCUGCUCUUGCGCGUGUAAUUUUCUCUGCUGCACGUGCAAAAGGUUGUUGGUCAGUUGAUGCGCCCGUAUCCGGGGCUGACGCUGGUGCAAGGGAAGGGACACUAGCAAUAUUUGCUGGUGGUGAUCCUGAUAUUGUGUCAUGGUUAAAACCACUGUUUGAUAUCAUGGGAAGAGUUACGUAUAUGGGUGAGGCAGGGUGCGGGCAGAGUUGCAAGCUAGCGAAUCAGAUUACAGGUAGUGCUGUUUUGGUGGGGUUGAGUGAAGGGUUAGUGUUUGCCGAGCGAGCCGGGUUGGAUUUGAAGCAGUUUCUGGAGGCAGUGAGAGGAGGGGCAGCAGGAUCAAAGCUGAUGGAGUUGUUCGGGGAGAAGAUGAUUGAGAGAGACUUUAGGCCUGGUGGAUUUGCUGAGUAUUUAGUGAAGGAUUUGGGGAUGGCAUUGGAUAUGUUAGAGGAGGGUACUGAAGAUGAGAGAGUCACCGCCUUGCCUGGGGCGGCAUUGACCAAGCAGUUGUUUGCUGGGAUGGUGGCUAACGGAGACGCCAAGCUUGGGCUUCAAGGUCUAAUAACUGUAAUAGAGAGGAUUAACGGCAAGUGAGGUGAGUCCUAUGUCUUCAUGGUUCCCCUUUAUUUGCAGUUAAACAGCCAAUUCGAAAAGGGAAGGGAUGUUAAUGAGUUUUAUCGUUGCUCCAUCCUAAACGUGUGGCCAGGACUAAUGUAGUAAUACUCCGGGGUCUCCCACUUUGUUUUUCUUUUCAGACUCCAUGUGAAUGUUGUAUAAGAGUAACAAUUUUGUUACUUGAUUCUGAUUGAUCAUGAAUUGAUGACCGCAUGAUUAGAGUGGCUUCA